Cryptomeria japonica (Japanese cedar) is the source of this 1387-nucleotide messenger RNA. Its product is annotated as peroxidase 51. Lineage: Eukaryota; Viridiplantae; Streptophyta; Pinopsida; Cupressales; Cupressaceae. The coding region runs from base 218 to 1180 and encodes 320 amino acids. Gene Ontology annotation, biological process: response to oxidative stress; hydrogen peroxide catabolic process. The transcript has 4 exons. The record is from RefSeq and is a predicted model, not a curated record. Gene Ontology annotation, molecular function: peroxidase activity; heme binding.
GUCCAAAAUGUUCACAUCUCAUGACGUUGCAAUUUGGAAAUAUUGUAUUGUUUGUACAAGUCGCCGCUAUGACCAAUUCCUCAGUGUUAUAGGGAAAAAAAAAAAUGUCCCUUGCCGCCAUGACCAGUUCAUUUAUCAAGUCGUUCAACAGUAUAAGACCCGGAUUCGAUCCUCGGGAUCUCAGCAGCCCAGAUAAUUUUGAGCCUGUUAACUAAAAAUGUCGAGAUCACUUGUUCUUGUAUAUGUGAUUGUGGGGUUCUGUGUUGGCUUUGGGGCAGCCCAACUUAGUGAGAAUUUUUAUGGUGCCGAGUGCACCAGUUUGGAAUCAACAGUUAAACAAGCAGUCCAGGCUAAAUUUCAGCAGACUUUUGUUACAAUUCCUGCAACUCUCAGGCUAUUCUUUCACGAUUGUUUUGUUGAGGGCUGUGAUGCCUCUGUUCUAAUUCAAUCCAGUGGGAGCAAUACAGCUGAGAAAGAUGAUUCAGACAACUUAUCUCUGGCUGGGGAUGGAUUUGAUACAGUGGUCAAGGCGAAACAGGCUGUGGAAAAAGUGUGUCCAAAUUUGGUGUCUUGUGCUGACAUCCUUGCCUUGGCUACAAGAGAUGUUGUUGGAUUGGCUGGGGGUCCCUCUUAUAGUGUAGAGUUGGGUCGUAGAGAUGGACUGGUUUCUAGGGCAUCCAGAGUGCCUGGAAAUCUACCAAAGGCAGAAUUCAACCUUGAUCAGCUAAAUAGCUUGUUUGCUUCAAAGGGCUUGUCUCAAACUGACAUGGUUGCUCUUUCAGGUGCUCAUACAGUGGGAUUUUCUCACUGUAACCAAUUUGCAAAUAGAAUUUAUGGUAAUUCAGUGGAUUCUAGUAUUGAUCCUUCCUAUGUUACUCAAUUGCAACAAAUGUGUCCCCAGAAUGUGGAUCCUAGUAUUGCCAUAAAUAUGGACCCAGUAACUCCGAGGACAUUUGAUAAUGUGUACUACCAAAAUCUACAAAAUGGAAAAGGGUUAUUCAAAUCUGAUGAAGUUCUUUUCACUGAUUCUCGUUCAUCAAGUACAGUGAAUAAUUUUGCAUCUAGCACAAGUUCAUUUGAUUCUGCUUUCAUUAAUGCCAUGACAAAGCUGGGAAGAGUCGGAGUUAAAACAGGGAAUGAAGGUGAAAUAAGAAAAGAUUGCAGUGCUUUCAAUCAGUGAUUUGGAUGACUUUUGAAGUUUCAUUAUUUUUUUGCAUAUGAUAAUUCUUCACUUGAAUUUUAUGAAGCUGAAAUAAGGAGAAACUCCACACCAUAUGAUCAGACCAUUGAUGUAGCAUCAUAAAAAAUUUGAAGGGAAAUUCAAAAUAAAUUGAAAUAAGAGAUGUUGGGUUUGUGAUCCAGGCUAAUGUAUUUACAUUUUAUGUUA